Molecule: messenger RNA, 1173 nt
Organism: Ustilago hordei
Lineage: Eukaryota; Fungi; Basidiomycota; Ustilaginomycetes; Ustilaginales; Ustilaginaceae
Product: putative AGX1 - alanine-glyoxylate transaminase
Exons: 1
Coding region: 1-1173 (390 amino acids)
Cellular component (GO): peroxisome
Molecular function (GO): L-alanine:glyoxylate transaminase activity; L-serine:pyruvate transaminase activity
Source: RefSeq, a predicted model, not a curated record
AUGUCGACUCAAGAGUUCAAGCAGGCCCCUCACAAGCUGCUCGUCAUUCCGGGACCCAUCGAGGUCGCCGAUGACGUACUCUUGGCCAACGCCCACCCAGCCAUGUCGCACGUCUCGCCCGACUUCAUUCCUGUCUUUGGCGACUGCAUUCGCAUGCUCCGCGAGGUCCUCUUCGCACCAAACUCGCAGCCUGUUCUCACCGCCGGUUCCGGUACUCUCGGCUGGGACCACGUUGCUGCCAACGUCAUCCAGCCUGGCGAGGAUGCUCUCGUUCUCAACUCGGGCUACUUUGGUGACAGCUUUGCCGACUGCCUCGAGACCUACGGUGCCAAGGUAGACCAGAUCAAGGCUCCCAUCGGAUCCAAGCCUUCGCUUGCUGAGGUCGAAGAGGCACUCCAGAAGAAGAAGUACAAGGUGCUUACCUUCACCCACGUCGACACUUCCACCGGUGUUCUCAGCGAUGCCAAGGGACUUGGUGAGGUCGUAAAGCGUGUUAGCCCCGAGACUAUCCUCGUUUUGGACGGUGUAUGCAGUGUUGGAAGCGAAGAGAUCCGUAUGGAGGAGUGGGGUAUCGAUAUUGUUCUCACUGCUACUCAGAAAGGUCUUGGCUGUCCUCCUGGGUUGAUGGUCUUGGCUGCUAGCAAGAAGGCCAUCGCUGCAUUUGAGAAGCGUACAGUUCCACCCAACAGCUACUUUGCUUCUUGGUCUCGAUGGCUUCCUGUCAUGAAGGCUUAUGAGGCUGGUACUGGUGCUUACUUCGCCACCCCUCCCACCAACCUUAUCUACGCUCUCCACGCCAGCUUGACCACCAUCACCAAAGGCUCCCCUUCCAUCGAGGACCGAUUCAAACAACACGUCGCAGCUUCAGACAAGGUUAAGGACUUUAUCACUUCGCUUGGUCUCAAACAGCUUGCUGCGGAUGGAAAGAAGGAUGGCGCUCACGGUAUGACUGCUGUUCGCUACCCUCAAGGUUUGAAGGCGACUGAUCUGUUGCCUAAGCUGGUGGCGAAGAACAUUGUCGUUGCUGCUGGUCUGCAUAAGCAGGUCAAGGAUGAAUACUUCAGGGUCGGUCAUAUGGGUGUUACUGUUGUGAACGAUAAGGAGAGGGGUGACCUUGAUUACCUGUUGAAGUCUAUUAAGGAGGCGCUUGCUGAGGCUGGGUACAAGCCUUAG